Oryza brachyantha (malo sina) is the source of this 1177-nucleotide messenger RNA. RefSeq names its product NEP1-interacting protein-like 1. NCBI's taxonomy places the organism in Eukaryota, Viridiplantae, Streptophyta, Magnoliopsida, Poales, Poaceae. The coding region runs from base 106 to 804 and encodes 232 amino acids. The transcript is spliced from 5 exons. The record is from RefSeq and is a predicted model, not a curated record.
CCCACCCCACCCGAAAUUCACCGCCGGCGGCGUCUCUGAUCGAUCGAGCUAGCUAGCUGUUGCGUCGUUGCUUCUGACCGAGCUAGUGCUGGUGCUGGCCGCCGCAUGGAUCCGUCGGGCGCCUUCUUCCACGCGGCUCCCCGGAGCGGCUCCAAUGUCUCUCUCUCGUCGCUGGCCAGGACGGCCGGGGGGAGGAGGAUGAUCCACAGGGUCUUCCGCGGCGUCAUCACCUUCAUCUUCGCCAUAGCUGGACUGUUUCUUGGAGCAGUCACCGGCGGGCUGAUCGGCCUGGCCACCGAGAGCGGCCUCUUCCGCGGCACCGGGAUCGGCGCCAUCACCGGAGCCCUCGUCUCCAUCGAGGUCGUCGACUCGUCCAUCCGGGUGUGGCGAUCCCGGCGAUCCGGGAUCUCGAGCAUCUGCUAUGUGCUUAAUGUGAUAUACAGCCUCCUCACCGGCAGGCUUGUACGCGAGAAGGUCGACCCGGCAGUGCAGCGGGUUGUCCGGAGUCAGAUGAAUGCAGUGGACUCAUCGCCCUUCAGGGAGUCCCCUGACCUGUUCGAGAUCGAGGGCACCAACGGCAUGCCACGGGCGUCCAUCGACAAGCUCCCGGAGGUCAGGAUCACCGAGGAGUACAAGCGAAAUGCCGUCGGUGACCUCUCUGGAUGUUCAGUCUGCCUCCAGGAUUUCCAGACAGGAGAGAAGGUGAGGAGCUUGCCGGAUUGCUGGCAUGUGUUCCACGUACCGUGCAUCGACGGCUGGCUGAUCAAGCAUGGAUCCUGCCCGCUGUGCCGGAGGAAGCUGUAGGUCGACGGCGGCGGCGGCGACGGCGACGACGUACUCACUGCAUGCUCUAGGAGGAGGAGGAGGAGGAGGAGGAGGGUGCUCUCUGCUGCUGUGUGUGCUGCGAUCGAGUUGUCCAUCAGUGUUGCUGUUAUUAGAGAAGAAUGACUGACAUCUAUAUAUAUAGAAAUUAAACCCUUAAUCUAUAGAGCAUUUUGUUUCUGGUUAUAUUGCUACAUGCUCUGUCUUUUUGGUUGAACUAUCUACUACUACUACAUAUAUCUAUAUAUGUAUCUACUCCCUCCUUUCUCCUGAUGUAACAUACCUCUCAAAACUCUCUGGACCGGCUUGAGCUGAUCUUCUCUGAUGUAAUAUAAUAUAUAUAUAUAUAUAUAUA